Molecule: messenger RNA, 3686 nt
Organism: Schistocerca serialis cubense
Lineage: Eukaryota; Metazoa; Arthropoda; Insecta; Orthoptera; Acrididae
Product: CD151 antigen-like
Exons: 7
Coding region: 1-660 (219 amino acids)
Cellular component (GO): membrane
Source: RefSeq, a predicted model, not a curated record
AUGCUGCUCGUCGGCUUCUUCGGAUGCUGCGGCGCGCUGCGCGCCAGCCGGUGCGUCCUCGCCGCGUACUUCGCGCUGCUGUUCGCGCUGCUGCUGUCGGAGCUGUCGCUGUCUGUGGCGGCGCUGCUGGCGCGGCGGCACGUGUCGGCCGACCUGCAGCAGCGUCUGCAGCGCCAGCUCGCGCAGCGCUACGGCCUCGAGUCGCAGGCCAACGGCGGCUUCACGCAGGCCGUCGACGUCAUGCAGUACAAGUUCCACUGCUGCGGUAUCCGGGCCGACAGCGACUACCUGCACACGCGGUGGAAGAACGAGAGCGCCUCCGCCAACAGCUACAGGAGGAAUGUCCCCCUCACCUGCUGCGCGCUCGCCAUCGCUGAUACGACUAAUUCCGGAAGUCCUAUCAGCGUAGUCUCCAGGGCGUUCAGCGGAACGGUGGAGGAACCGUGGCAGACGCCGAACCCGGUGGACGAGCGAGCGUGCCAGGACAAUAACGACGCGUCGGGGGCCAGGCACAGCAGGGGCUGCUAUCUGCAGUUAGAAGCUUGGUUCAAAACAGAGACGACAAUUCUCAUAGCUGUGGGAAUCAGCACUGCAGCAUUCCAGGUUAUUGGAAUGGUUAUCUCUCUUUUCCUCUGCCAGAAACUGGGAGAUGAUGUUUGAAUGUAAAUAGGAUCUUGUCUCACAGUCUUCAUUCUUGAGGAAAAUUUGUUGAUAAAUGUCUACUAUCAGCUGUGAUGAUGUUACUAUAUUUUUUCAGUAGAUUUUAUAAAUAAUGUGUUUUACUUGCUCAGAAAAACUGAAAUGCUAACAACUGAGUAGCUGAUAAGCAUAAUCAAUGGGACAGUGUCUUUAUUCUUACCAUGCAAUCUCAGUCUAUUAAAGUUGAAAUUGUUCAGAAUUUUUGGCUGUUCAAGAUAUUGUUAUUGUAGAAUUGUAAAUUGUUUAAAUAUGUGAAUGUAGGUUCUUAAUGUAACUGACAAAUACAAUAAAGAGAAGAGUAUUUUGCACAGAAAAACUAUUAAAUAUUUUCAGUGUUUUGUAUGUUGGUGAGGUUCGUUAACAUACAAAUGGCUUCAGUCUGGUAUUUUAGUGCCUCUGUAAUUGUCACUUACUCAUGCUGUCUGACAUGAUUGCCAAUGCAGCUGUUAUUAAAUACAUUCAUAUUUUCAGAUAUGAAAAUGAACUAUGUUUCUAAAACAAGUUUUUUACAUCAUGCAAGUAUUAUUUUGGUGUUUGACUUUUUGUAAAACAAUUGUAUAGUGUGGUUUUAAUACACACAUACACACAAAAUUGGAAUUCUAAAUAUUUGUCCAUACCUAAGCAUUGCAGGUAGGACAUAAUAAUGAAAUAAAACUUAAACAGAACCUCUGACAAUAAAAUCUGAGGUACAUCACAGUAACUAAUAUUCUCAACAUCUGAUAUGAAUGCCUCACUGUGUCUAUGAGAGGCUUAAUGAUUCCUAACAUAGACCACAAUCAACAACUGUUGGACACCUUAUACUGAUCAGUCACCUUUUCCCUCUGUCAGUGGCAGGCAGUGAGAUGUGUGACAUAUACUGACUGGAAACUUGAGAAACCACAGAAGAAUCUAUUGUUGCAUAAAAUGUGAAUAAACAAAGCUUGCAGUUUGUCGAGUACAUUCACGGCUCCUAACAGACAAUAACAUGACUGCAUGAAUUCAUGGCUUCAGUAAAUAGCCUAAAAUGCCUGUGCUCUGACACUUUCUAUCAGACUUGGUUCCCCACACUAUAUCUGUGAUCGAUGGCUGUAUCACUCAGUACAGUGCACUAAGAGACCUAAAGGUCUGUGAAAAUCAGAACUAUAUUGUCACACUCCAGCAUCUGCAUAUUAAUCUUCAGUGAUAUGUUACUAUUUGCAGAGAUUAUUUUCAGUAAAAUUUCAUAUACCUGCUAUUACUCUCCUGUCAUAAAUUCAUUCAGAGAAUUUUAUUGUCAGAGGCCCCAAAAGUGCCAUAUAUUAAAUUUGUGGUGUACAGUGAACCCUAAAAAAUUCUGAAAUACUUCAUAUUAAGCCUACAGUGAAGUACUUGCUUUACUGAAAUACUAUGGGAGUACAUUUCCUGGUAGUUUGUGAAGCAUCUUAAUUUUCAUUUAAAAAUUAUGAAUACAGACAAUUACAUAUCUUGAAGUAAAAAUAGUUUCUUACUUACAUGUUUCGUUCUAAAAAUUAGAAAUGUUCCUCUUCAAAAUCUUCUGUAAUACCAUUAUAGUUGAACAAUACAAGCAGAAGUCAUUUGUAAAGAUAGUGUAUCUUCAGGUUGAAGUACCUUGUACAAAGAGAAACGCUGUAAUUUUUCUAUUUACUGAGACAUGUGUAACUGACUGCAUUACCAGUUUAAAAAAGUAAGGAAAAAUGAGAAAGGCAAUUACCUGUGGUGCUUUUGAAAAUCCCAUCACAUGAAAUUGUUAUGUACAAAAUAAUGAAGAAAGUAAGUUCAGAAGAUUGUUUCUUUUUAAUUCAAUAGUACUUCUGAUUUACCUACUGUCAUUUUCUCAUAUGCUGAUUCUACAACAUAUCACAAUAUGGUUCUAUUAUGUAAUUAUACCUUGAAUGAGAUUUUCACUCUGCAGCGGAGUGUGCGCUGAUAUGAAACUUUUAUACCUUGUUUUAUUUGUGAGUUUUUAAAUAGCCCAACAUAAUUCUAAAACUAAGUCAUAAGAUGGCUAUUCACUUGAAUGUAGAAUAAAAAAAGACAGUCAGAAAUAAUAAUUACUUUAGUUACACAUUUACUAAGUAAUUAUGAAACUAAGUGCAUCACUUUGAGAUGUUAUACUUGUACUCACUGAAACCAUGGACUGUUUAUAUCUCUACAGAGAAACAUAUUUCAGUAUUUGAUUUGAAUACAAUAAUUCUGACAUAAAAUUGUAAAGGUUAAUGUCAUCUCUAAACGGUCUCACCUUCAAAAUAUGUAACAUCAUUCCUGUACACAUGAAGUAGCACUUAUACCAUUGCUCAGAAAAAAUUCUAAGGAUUUGUUUAUGUUUGUUGCUGUGUACAUUUUGUGACUAGUCAACACUUUAUUGGAGAAAACAUAAAACAGAAUAUAUUUUACAAAAAGCAAUGUCUUUAAUCUGUUGUGAUUAAAUAUUGGUUGCCAUAAAAUGAACCACCAUUAGAGACCAUAGGUUCAUAUGAAGUAGUGAAACUCUACAUUCAGCAUGGUAGUAAAGUCUGGAAAUCAGUAGGGAGAGACAUGUAAAGUACCUUCAAAAAUAAAAAAAUGCAUUUAAUGAGUUAGGUAUUAUUAAAAUAGUUUUUGAAAUACAAAGCUCAGACAUAAGGACUACAGUUAUGCAAAAUUGUAGGGAUGCCAAUGAAAAAGUUGAUUAUAGGAACUAAAGAAUUUCAAAGGUUGUAGUCCCCACAUGACUACAGAGUGUAUUAUGUUACCUUAAACAUUGUGCUAAAUAGAAUCCUAUUUUGUAAAACUGAAGGCAGAGUAUAAUUUUUUUUAUUGGAAGGGAACAAAAGUCCACAACUGUCAACACUACAGUAUAAAUAAUGCAAAUAAUACAAUAAGGUAAACUGCACAAAUUUUUAUCAUAUAUGACAGUAAAAGAAGUCUUGUACCUAUUUACUGAUGAUUGUAUACAAAUUCUUGUAUCUCUUUCUCAUUUCUCUGACUUUAGUACUUUAAUAUUGUAUGUUCUGCCUAACCAAUCAGUA